AUGAAUAAAUUAAUUUUAUUAUUAUUAAUAAUUGUAAUUAUAUUAAUAAAUUCAAUUGAUGGAUUAAAAUCAACAACUAUUGAAUGUUUAAAUGAUCAAGGUGAAAGUGUUGAUUGGUGGGUAAUUCAAAAGCAACCAGUUGUAUCAUCGAUGCCAGCAGAUACAAAAUAUAAAUUAGGUUUAGGUUAUUUAUAUGCAGAUUCAAAGAAUCCUACAUGGAAAAUCCCAACAAACACAUUAAAUGAUACAAAUUCAUUAUCACAUACAUUGAAUUUAAUUUAUUCAAAUAAGGAAAGCAAUGAUUUAGCAUGGUUUAUGUAUAAUGAUCAACCACCAACCGACGAAGCCGAUUCAGAGUAUGCUCAUAGUAAAGGUGUCGUUGCAUUUGAUAGCACUCAAGGAUUUUGGUUAAUUCAUUCAGUACCUCGUUUCCCACAUGAUCCAAAUCAUGAAGAUUAUUAUUUCCCAAAGAAUGAAGUAAACAAUGGUCAAUCAUUUUUAUGUGUAACUUAUAAAGCUUCAAGUAGUUUUGCUGAUAUUGCCAAUAAAAUCUUUAUAAAUAGACCAUUCAUCUAUGCUUAUAAUUUACCAUCAAAAAUUAAUCUUCCACAAUUAUCUUUAAUUCAACAAACUAUUAAAGGUGAAUUUGAUGAUUCACCACGUACUGAUUCAACCAUCCUCACUUCAAUCGGUGGUAAUUCUUUCCAAGUUUUCGCUAAAAAUGCUGCAUGGGAUAAAGAUCUUUAUGAAGAUUUAAUUCAAUCAACUCUUAAACAAAAUAUGGUUGUAACUUCAUGGCGUUUAGGUUCAAAAGCUUCAGUUAUGCCAACAUAUUGUUCAGGUGGUAAUUUUACAUAUGAUAGUAUUAAUACAUUAACAUUUUCAUUUGAUGAUCCAACCGAGGGUACAGUUAAUUGGAAAUAUACAAAAGAUCAUAGUAAAUAUGCUCUUUCAAUUCAUGAAGCUGAUUAUUAUAUUUGCAUUGGUGAUGUAAAUAGAAUGUUUACUCAAUUUAAAAGAGGUGGUGGUUCAGCUUGUUUCAUUAAUAAAUCACUCUGGCAAUCAUAUGCUAAUAUCAUUGAAACUAUUGAUACAAAUUGUCCAGGUGAUACAAGUCUUGAAUUAUAA
Messenger RNA from Dictyostelium discoideum AX4, 1128 nucleotides. RefSeq names its product deoxyribonuclease II (gene dnase2). Gene Ontology annotation, molecular function: deoxyribonuclease II activity; DNA endonuclease activity. The transcript is spliced from 2 exons. The record is from RefSeq and is a predicted model, not a curated record. Gene Ontology annotation, biological process: DNA metabolic process. Bases 1 to 1128 code for a protein of 375 amino acids. Lineage: Eukaryota; Evosea; Eumycetozoa; Dictyosteliales; Dictyosteliaceae.